Molecule: messenger RNA, 4397 nt
Organism: Phycodurus eques (leafy seadragon)
Lineage: Eukaryota; Metazoa; Chordata; Actinopteri; Syngnathiformes; Syngnathidae
Gene: chka
Product: choline kinase alpha
Exons: 12
Coding region: 262-1518 (418 amino acids)
Biological process (GO): phosphatidylethanolamine biosynthetic process; CDP-choline pathway
Cellular component (GO): cytoplasm
Molecular function (GO): ethanolamine kinase activity; choline kinase activity
Source: RefSeq, a predicted model, not a curated record
CUUAAACGUGCACUCGUCGGCGAUAUCUUGUCCAAUCCAUUCCAGAGCACGACUUGACGGCGUGCGGCAACCUGGUCGUUUACAAAGCUUAGAACGUCACGUUGGUUAGUUACAUUUGAGGGAAACGCGUAAACCCACUGCUUGAAAAUAAGUUAUAUAGCGUUUUUGUUCCCCCCCCCCCAUAUCGAAGUAGAAACUGGUGAACACAUUAGCGUAACGAUAGAAUUCGCCGUAGAGAUUUCUGCUGUUUAAAAAGCUCAAAUGAAGACCACGUUUAUCAACGGGGUUUCCUCUUCCCCCUCCAUGUCGCUGGGUCUGCUGGUGACCGAGAACGCCCUGCACGUCCAGCCCGAUACUCAGGAGGACCGCGAGGAGCUGGUCCGUCCCGACACUCCCGACCGGGACACACGCUUGAACGGCUACCUCUGGUGCAAAGAGUUCCUCAAUGGGUCCUGGGAAACCCUGGCGGAGGACGACUUCGAGAUCACCGUCAUAAGGGGUGGGUUGAGUAACAAGCUCUUCCUGUGCAGCCUCCCAGAGAGUGUGGAUACUGUUGGGGAUGAGCCAAGGACCGUUCUGUUGCGCCUUUAUGGGGCCAUCCUGCAGAUGUCCUGUAAUAAAGGGGAAUCCCAACAGUCAAACAAAGAGAAUCACUUUCAAGGGGCAGAGGCCAUGGUGCUGGAGAGUGUGAUGUUUGCAAUCCUGGCAGAGAGGAAAUUGGGACCUAAACUCUACGGUAUUUUUCCUCAGGGACGACUGGAGCAGUAUGUGCCUAGCCGUAAGCUGGAAACCUGUGAGCUGAGUGACCCAAGCAUUUCGUCAGAGGUUGCGCAGAAAAUGGCCAAGUUUCAUGGAAUGAGGAUGCCUUUCAAUAAGGAGCCCAAAUGGUUGUUUGGAACCAUGGACAAGUACUUAAGCCAAGUCAUGAGGCUCAACUUCACCCGAGAGUCUCACCUCCGGCGUUUCAACAUCUUGCUCAGCUACAACCUACUACAGGAGAUGGAUUGGCUUAAGUCUCUGCUGGAGUCUACCCACUCUCCAGUUGUGUUUUGCCACAAUGAUUGUCAAGAAGGAAACAUCUUGCUUCUAAAAGGUCGCCAUCAGUCAGACAAACAGAAACUAAUGCUCAUUGACUUUGAGUACAGCAGCUAUAACUAUAGGGGAUUUGAUAUCGGCAACCAUUUCUGUGAAUGGAUGUAUGACUACAACUGUGACGAGUUUCCUUUCUUCAAAGUGAAUGCUCAGGGUUAUCCUUCCAAGGCUCAGCAGCUCCACUUCAUUGAAAACUACCUGCGUGCGUCCGAUCAAGGAUUUGACAAACUAAGUCACGAGGACCAAAUGAAAAUGAAGGAGCAGCUUUACGUGGAGGUCAACAGGUUUUCCCUUGCAUCCCACUUCUUUUGGGGCUUGUGGUCUAUCAUCCAGGCCCGUCUCUCUACCAUCAAGUUUGGAUAUCUGGAGUAUGCCCUGGAUAGAUUUGAAGCCUACUUCCAGCAAAAGAAAAUGUGGAGCGUCUAAUGGAGCGAAAAGAUCAGAUGGACGGACAACGUUCUCCGAUGAGGGAGGUCAUACAAGCUGUUAAAGAUUCCAUGCUUUACUUACACUCUGCCACAAGAGUAUUUGCUGGCUGCUGUCGGUGGUGGCGUCCAAUCAAAUCCCAAGUCUGGGUGCUCCUCUACACCCCGAAUUCUGCUGCAGCUCAAAGUUUCAACUGCUCUCUACUGACAGAUUAUUUGGUCAGGGCUAGUUCUGCUUCUGCAUGGCUCAAUUGAUAUGACUAAUACAGGCUAUGCCUGAAGCUGAUAAAAAAUGGAUUUCAGUUGAAGCCAGACUGGACGCAUUAACAUUGCAUCAAUGUACGUAUAUGUUAUUGAUCAUUCUGUGGGAAAGGGCCAAAAUGUGAAAUUCUUGUUGUAGAUUACUGCUUACUUAAGCAUCCAACUUUGUAUAUUAUAUAUAGACCUUAAUGUACCAGUAACCCGGCCCUCUCUGUUACCAAUGGACUGUCUUGCUGGUGGUCUUAUGACUUGACAAUAUACUGUUGAAAUACAUGCUAUUUUAGGUUUUAAUGGCGGUAUUUUCAAUGUAGGCCAGGGAAAGGAAUUAUGGUGUAUUUCCAUGUGUUGGAAUUGUCCUGGGUUGAAGACGCUCCGAUUCAAAUCAUCAAUGUGAAACCGUCAUAUAUUAGCUCCAUUAUAGAGUAUUAUGUUAUCUGUCAUUUGAUGUAACGGCACACUAACUCUGACACGGCUCGGGAGCACUUAGUGUAAAUAUGGAUAACUGUGAGAAGUAAGUAUACAGUCGUGACAGUGCAACUGCAAUUUCUGCUAAAAUAACAUUCCAUCUUCGCUUUAUAACCUUGAUAAAUUGUUGCCUUACUUUCAUCGGGGAAUUGUAGUCAAACAUAUUACAAUGAAGAAAAAUAGUGUUGAAAUUCAUCUAUUACAGUUCCAUGGCAAUGGAAUCAUAGACUGUAUUAUAGUAUUGGGUGAAUAAGAAAAACACAUUCAAAUUGUCUGUCCUUACAUUUGUGCAUUUUUUGUUUGUUUUUGACAUGGGGGGGGGGGCAAUUGUAAUGAUUUCUGCAAUUGUCAAUACCCAUGAUAGCUGGCAAGCAAAUUAAAACAAACACAGCAGCCUGCUAAGCUUUGAAAAUGCAUCUGAGUUGGUCACACGAAAUAAUCUACAUCAAUAGGCAUCUGCUUUGUUUAAUAUUUUACAUUAACAGAUAACAUGCGUUGUACUUUACGCAGCUUUGUGCUGGAAGCUGUGCAAUCACCACGAAAGGUUUCUAGACUUAACAGUACUUAACAAAUGUAUAGGACCACCUGAGACCAUCCAGCAUUUUGAGAAGUCAGAAAUUACAUUGGCAAAACAUUCAACCUCUAAAACAAAAUGUCUGUUCAUGAAAGUAAAUAACUAUAGUUUGAAUUUCAGUCCGCAUCCUUUCCGACCCCUCUAGUGACUGUUGACUCACUUAGUAUAGCGACAAAGUGACAACCCGGCGUUAAGUUGGCAGCACAUUGGGUGGUGUAAUACAUUUGUUAGGUGCUGUAGCUAUGUAAUAGUAUUACAUUUGUCUCUCACUUUUAAGCCACUGAGUUUUGAUUUUGGAAACCCCAAAAUGUGAUCAUGUGAAGUAUACAGUUGGCAUGGUCUCAUAUUGUUUGUAGAAGAGUUGUGACUCUUAAUAUAUGUGAUUUACACUGAAUACAAGGAAGUGAUUCCCAUCGCGAUCUGCAUCAGUUGUCCGAUGUUGGAACGAUCCUGAUUUUGUUUGACUGUCCAGUGUAGCACUUUUGAUUUCGAAGGACUGCAGAGGAAAAACAAAAGUACUUCAUUGUUAAACUGGGAUUCAUUUGAGUUGUUCAACGGUUUGUUUGAUUUUGGAUGCAGUUCUUCUUUUUAAUUAUUAUUUAUAUUUAACAUGUUUAUGUUUGUAGUUCUAUGAUUUGGAGAUGCAACGGGACUAACGGUGCAUCAGUAUACUGUCCAUUAGACUUAAGCGAAGAUUUUUCAUAAUGUGAAAGUCUGAGCCAAGUUUAAUUUUGUUACCUUUAAUAGAAUAUGGCUGGUAAUUGUGUUUGUUUGACAUUACAUAAUAUAUCCUCUAUCCAUCCAUUCUCCGAACCACUUCUCCUCCCUCGGGUCGCGGGUGCGCUGGUGCCUAUCCCAGCUAUCUUUGGGCGAGAGGCGGGGUACAACCUGAACUAGAUGCCAGCCAAUCGCAGAUCAUAUAUCUUCUUUGACAGUAAUAAGGAGCUGUAGCCAUUUUAGUUUUUGGGCAGGUUUUGAGUAUGUUGUGACAGUUAUGAAUUAAAUGAUCUGUAAUAAAGGGGAGCUGGUCAAAGCUGACAUUUAUCUGGCCGACAACCUACAAACUAACAACUGUUCUACAACCCUUGAACAUCAUAAAGUCAAACUCAGCCUUAUUUGUAUGUCUUUGAUUGAACAAAUUACAGGGAGACCAAAUCUCAAUCCGUUGUCUCCGGCAUCUUCCGCCAUGAUACUUGGUUUGGACCAAACUUAAACUUAAGGGUAGAUCCUGGCCUACACUGGUUCAUGGCUCUUUUGUCAAUGCUUUGUAAUUUUACAAUGAUUAUGGUAAACAUUUCCAUGUAUCAAAAUGUUUUUGUUUUUUUUGCGGAACAUUAUUGCAUAUAUGCAUAUUGCUGUUCACACUGGGCCAUUUGCUACAAUUGUAACGGAAGGGAAGAAAUACACUCACUGUUCACCAACUCGAUUGUGGUUCGCAGUGACACGUCUCACAUCUGGAUUUGAACAUGUUCACCAUUUGUAAUGAAUGCUGAACUAAACUGAAAAAGGUUAACGCUACACUACUGCAGCAUAGAAAACAUGAACCUCAUCUGUAUUUCUGUCUUGCACUAAUAAAAAUA